Messenger RNA from Colius striatus (speckled mousebird), 672 nucleotides. Its product is annotated as fibronectin type III domain-containing protein 9. The transcript has a single exon. Gene Ontology annotation, molecular function: protein binding. Lineage: Eukaryota; Metazoa; Chordata; Aves; Coliiformes; Coliidae. The record is from RefSeq and is a predicted model, not a curated record. The coding region runs from base 1 to 672 and encodes 223 amino acids.
AUGGGAAUAACCGUCCAAAACAUCACGGGAAACACAGCAAUGGUAAUUUGGCCCAAAAUGGCCAGUUGUGCCGAUAGCUUUUACAGCAUCAUGUACCACCCUAACUGGAACAGCAUGCUAUCCAGUUACUCAAGAAAGAGCUUUCAGAAGGAAGAGAGGGUGCCCACGAGCCGCUCCUCCUUCGUUGUUGAAAACCUGACUCCGCUAACGACGUACAUCGUGUGCGUGACCUGCCAGUCUGCAAACCCUUCCAGCGACCAGUGCAGAGUUUUUAACACGCUGGAACAAGACCCAGCCUCUGCAAGCAACACCAAGAAGGAGCUGGCGCUGGGCAUCUGGGUCACCAGCAGCGUCCUGCUCCUCAUCAUCGCUGCAAUCCUCCUCUAUGGCUGCCUGCACCUCCUGUGUCGCAGGAGACGUGAGCGCCAGCAAGGGAGAAACGAGGCCUCCAAACAAGAGCAUGGGACGGCAUUGACCAAAAGCAUGGAGCAUGGCUCAGAAGAGCUUGGCAGGCAGAACCAACUGAUGCAGGACACAGAGGAAAAGCACUCAGGUGGCAUCCAGCUGGCCACAAUCAUUAAGAAUCCCUCAGCAUGCAAGGAGCCCAUUGUGCCGGCUUCCAAAAGCCAGGAACGAGCACCAAUGACAGGACAAUGCUCUGCUAUAAAUUAG